AUGGACGGGAUCUUUGAGAUGGGCUUCACCAAGCCAUCGAAGAUACAGGGCCUCGCCUUGCCGAUUGCCAUGCAGGGUCGCAACAUCAUUGGCCAGGCCCGGAAUGGCAGCGGCAAGACCGCAGCGUUCGCCUUGGCCAUGCUGGCCAACGUCGAGACCCAGAAAAAGUCGCCGCAGGGCCUCUGCGUCUGCCCGACGCGGGAGCUGACGAUGCAGAACCAUGCCGUCAUCCAGCGGCUGGGCAAGUUCACAGGUCUGGAGUUCUUCCUGGCCGUCCCACAGGAGCAGCGCGCUCCGCGCAGCGUCAACGCGCAGGUAGUUGUGGGCACACCAGGCAAGCUGCAGGACUGGCUGAAGAAGAGGAUCAUCAACCCAAAGGACUUCCGCAUCUUCGUGGUCGACGAGGCUGACCAGAUGAUUGACGAGGAGCAGAGUAUGGGUGGGCAGGUGCUGGACAUCCGCCGGAUGCUCUCCAAGGAUCUCCAGAUCCUCUUCUUCUCGGCGACAUGGCCAGACUAUGUGGCGAAGCUGGCCAAGUCCAUGGUGCCCAACCCGAACGUCAUACACGUCAAAAAAGAGGAUCUCACCCUGACUACCAUCACGCAGACGUUCAUGAAUGUUGGAACAGACGACAACAAGAAGUACAAGCUCUCUGAGCUUUACAGCGUGAUGAACGUGGGGCAGAGCAUCAUCUUUGUCAACACCAGGCAAACUGCCUGGGAUCUGGCGACCUUCAUGAAAGCCAAUGGCCACACGGUUUCCUUGAUAACCGGAACGCAGAAAGGCCAAAUUGAAGUGGCUGAGCGAGACAGGGUCAUGGAGGAGUUUCGCACCCUGGUGACGCGGGUCCUGAUCUCCACGGAUGUCCUGUCGCGCGGGAUCGAUGUGCCGUCAGUGACCGUGGUGGUGAACUACGAUUUGCCGAACGGGACUGAGAAGAUGGAGACGUACUUGCAUCGCAUUGGGCGAACUGGCAGGUUUGGGAAGAAAGGCUUGGCUGUGAACCUUGCGUCGGAUCGCGAUCGUCACCGCAUCGAUGAGAUCAAAAGGUUCUACAACUGCGACAUGGCGGAGCUCAGUGGCGACGUGGAGGAGGUCGAGGCCAUGCUCAAGCCAAUUCUGGGGUGA
Molecule: messenger RNA, 1128 nt
Organism: Symbiodinium natans
Lineage: Eukaryota; Dinophyceae; Suessiales; Symbiodiniaceae
Source: the annotation of a GenBank genome assembly